This is a messenger RNA of Arctia plantaginis, 600 nucleotides long. Lineage: Eukaryota; Metazoa; Arthropoda; Insecta; Lepidoptera; Erebidae. The record is from the annotation of a GenBank genome assembly.
AUGUCACAGCCCGAAACCCCACGUACCAGGCAGAAGGGGGUGUUGAAGCGGGCGAGGGCGAAGAAAGAGGUAGCAGAAGAGGUUUGGGAGAGACGUCCCACCAUGGGUGGACUAGAGCAGUGUGAGGAGGAUGCAAACAACACGUUUCCGACGGGUGAGUCGAGUCGGGGGCGUGACGUAGAAGACCAGUACCAUUCAGUACAGAGCGAGAGUACAGAUUCGAGCCCCAAUAGGCGUGUGGCGGCGGAAUCGUUGGUGUCAAACCGCAACAAGGCUAUACACGCCGAGAGGGUAAAAAGGAGGGCCGAGCUCAUGGCCAAGAAGAGGGGGGUCGUGCCUAGUAAGCCGGUCGCACGGAAGGAAAUCCUCCGCAAAUACAUGCCUGAGUUAACGGUAAAGAUACCCCAGAUGGCUGAAGAGAUAUCUCAGUCCCAUCGACUGUCUAGUACCUCAUCAGAGGCGUCAGGGGGGGAGACCACACCGCCGCCAACAUCCCAGUCGGCGCCACCUUUACCUAUACAGGCGGCACAGCCGCCCAGUAGGGAAGAUAUUGAGUGGGGAGGGGAAACGGGGAAAACACGUUGGACACCAAUACCCUAG